GCGUACUGGGCGUGCCGGGCGUACCGGGCGUGCCAGGUGUACUGGGCGUACUGGGCGUACUGGGCGUACUGGGCGUGCCGGGCGUGUUGGGCGUACCGCUUUGGCCAUCCGAGCCGCACACGAAGGCGAUGUUGCGGUGGCAUGCAGUGUUGGGCCCAAAUCCAGCGCAUUGUUCCUUCGUAG
Messenger RNA from Aphanomyces astaci, 183 nucleotides. RefSeq lists its product as hypothetical. The transcript has 2 exons. The annotation marks the transcript as partial. NCBI's taxonomy places the organism in Eukaryota, Oomycota, Saprolegniomycetes, Saprolegniales, Verrucalvaceae. The record is from RefSeq and is a predicted model, not a curated record.